This is a messenger RNA of Aspergillus sclerotioniger CBS 115572, 1426 nucleotides long. Its product is annotated as URC4/urg3 family protein. Lineage: Eukaryota; Fungi; Ascomycota; Eurotiomycetes; Eurotiales; Aspergillaceae. The coding region runs from base 97 to 1380 and encodes 427 amino acids. The record is from RefSeq and is a predicted model, not a curated record. The transcript is spliced from 4 exons.
CCUCCAGAGAAUAUCGAGUCUCGUUCAAAUCUCCCCCUUUCUCUAUCGUAAUAGCUUUCAGAAUCAGUCAGCAUCUACAACUCAGUGAGAACCACCAUGGACCCAAAUAUCCAACACCUGCUCGGCCUAGAAGCUGUACGCGACCGAGCCCGAACCGUCUUCAGCCUCGCCGAACAAGGCAAGCUACACCACUACGAUUACCACCCUGAGCGCCUCGACGCGACGGUUGACUACGUGGUUGGUAUCAUCCAGCGCGACUUUGGCCCGGACCGCUACGACCAGAUCCCUCCCCACGGUCGCUGGCAGCACUUCGACGUCGGCGGCGUGCCUCGGAUACAGAAACUGAUCGAGCGCUGGGAUGCAUCAGGUUACGAUGACAAAGAGAAAGUGCGGAGUCUGUUGGAUUUGUUCUUCGUGUCGGUGCUGCUGGAUGCCGGGGCGGGAGAUACUUGGAAAUUCCGGGAGCUUGAAACGGGUGCCGUAUUCAACCGCAGCGAGGGUAUUGCGGUCGCAUCGCUGUAUAUGUUCUUAAAUGGGGAUUUUGCCAGUAAGGGGUCUGAGAGAAAGGAUGUGGUGCAUGGUGAGGCCCUACGAACACUCGGAGUGGACACACUUCUUCGCGGCUUUCAGGUCGAUGAAAGUAAUCCACUCGUAGGAGCUGCUGCACGGGUGGAGCUUCUCCAGCGACUGGGUGAAUCGUUGACAAAGCUCUCGGAUAUCUUUGGUUCCUCUGGUCGUCCUGGUCACAUUGCAGACUACCUCCUCGCUACCAGCACCGGCAACGAGCUCGACUACUCUCUCCUCUGGGAAGUUCUCCAGAAAACCCUCAUUCCCAUCUGGCCCUCCGACCGAACCAAAGUGUCUGGCCACCCCGUCGGUGACGCCUGGCCGCUCGCCGUGCUGGCUGAACAUUCCCAGCCCUCAACCACAUCUACAAUCCAGCCCUUUCACAAACUGACCCAGUGGCUCGCAUAUUCCCUCAAAGUCCCAUUCGAGCGAAUCCUAUCGGUGAAAUGGAAGAACGCCGAGUUGGGAACCGGUCUCCCCGAGUACCGCAACGGAGGGUUAUUCGUAGACAUGGGCGUUUUGACACUGAAGCCGGAGGCAUUGGAGAGGGGACUGCGUACUUCUGGUGAGAUCCUGCCGUGCUUUGCGGUCGGAGAUGGCGAGAUUGUCGAAUGGCGGGCUAUGACAGUUGCACUGCUGGAUGAGCUGCAUAGACGGAUUAUUAACAGUGGAAAGUUCGGCGAUGUGCAACUGACAUUGCCGCAGAUGUUGGAGGCUGGGUCGUGGAAGGCUGGACGGGAACUGGCUGCGGAGAAGAGGCCUACGACGAAAUCGAGUCCGAUUUUGAAUUCUGGUGAUGGGACUUUGUUUUAAUCGGGAAUACAUAGUAAUAGUCAAUAAGAGUUAUGUUUACUAAGGC